Oppia nitens is the source of this 831-nucleotide messenger RNA. Its product is annotated as nanos homolog 2-like. NCBI's taxonomy places the organism in Eukaryota, Metazoa, Arthropoda, Arachnida, Sarcoptiformes, Oppiidae. The transcript has 3 exons. Gene Ontology annotation, biological process: oogenesis; negative regulation of translation. Gene Ontology annotation, molecular function: zinc ion binding; mRNA binding. Gene Ontology annotation, cellular component: perinuclear region of cytoplasm. The record is from RefSeq and is a predicted model, not a curated record. Bases 443 to 826 code for a protein of 127 amino acids.
CAAUAUUUAUCAAUUAUUUAGCUAUCAUUCCAAUCAUUAAUCUAUAUUUAAAGAUAAUAUUGACUUUUAAAUUUGAAAAUCACACAAAUGUGUGAAAUUGGUUCACAAAAAUUACAGACAAUUAGAUUCCAUGCAUUGAACUUUAGUAUCAAAGAUAAAGAUUUGAUUGACGAUAAUGUUUUGAUUGCAAUUUGCAAUCAUUUUUAUGGCACCACUUUUAGCACUAUUACUCUAUCGUUAAUCCUUAAAAUUGAAAGGAUUAGCAUAACAUUAAUUGAUAUAAAGUGGUCACUAAGUCUCACGUCAUUCACGAUUCACUUAAAGACAAACAAUUUACUCGACUAUAAAAAGAAAAUUUCAAUCCUUUUCACAUUCACUUGCAAUCAUCUAUUCAUUGGUUUCACUUAAAAGAUAUUUUUAUCAAAAUAAAAGUUUGUUAUAAAUGGCUGGUUAUUAUUACUCGUUUAGACCAAUUGUCAAACAAAAUCUGAAUCUUCGAAACAACAGAAAUCGUUUUUGUGGUUUCUGUAUGACUAAUGGAGAGCCGGCUCAGGUCUUCGAGAGUCAUUCGACCAAAGAUGUCAACGGAAAUACUGUCUGUCCUCAGCUAAUGAAACAUAUUUGCGAGCUAUGUAAUGCAACCGGAGAUAAGGCACACACUAAAUCUCAUUGUCCGAUUGCCAAAUAUGGCCGAUCAGAUCCGAUAUUCAAAAGCAUUUAUCAAGAGGUCUAUUUCCCCAACACUGUCAUCACUUUUGACAAUAUGGUUGCGCUGAAGAAGACGAGAGUCAACUCUGCCGGCAAACGAGUCCGAAGAUAUCACUAAUUAUA